UCGGUACGUGAGGCAGUAUCACCUUUGGACUGUUUCCUCCCUGUGGAUUAGCACCGGUUACACCUGUCGGGUUACUUUUAACCUGUGAAAAAAUACCUAAAGUAGGCAUAGUGAGCACGCUCCUUGUAGACAAAGUUGGGGAUUGUUUCGUUAUGUGACCGGCGUAAAAACAGAGAAAUUAACCCAUAAUGACUUUUAGCAGCUGGAUGAACCUUUGCUAACAGUCAGACUAUGGACAGUGAAACAGGUAUUGACUGAAAAAAAGAGAACAUUUUAUUUAACAACUAAAACAAUGUCAACAAUGUCUGGCCUAGGGCGUUUAAUCAUAGAUAUAACUGAAGACGAGGCACUUUCACCUGCAGAGCUACAAAUAGCAGAAAGUAAAAAGCUAGAAGAGAGCAACAGCAUAGAGGAAAGACAGAGGGUUACAGAUGAGGAAGAAGAAGAAGAUGACUCCAAGGAGGAAGAGGAAGUGACAAUCUCAGCUCAUCUGGAGCCGAGCACUCUGCCAUGGCCUGGUGACAAAGACAAGAGGCCUCAGACGGACAAUGACCAUGGAGUCUGGUCAGAAAAAGGAGUCUGGGAGCCUGAAGAGAGGGACACAGGGAUCAUUGGAGGGAGCCAGGACCUGUCGGAGGAGCAGAGCCAGGCCGAGAGCGACACAAAGAGCAAGUGGAGGGAGAGCAUGCCUGAGGGCGAGAGGUGGAGGGACGAUGAGAUGGAGUUGCAGCGGGACGAUAAAGGGGAUGGCUCACUAGCAGACGAUGAAGAGGAGGAGGAGGAGGAGGAGGAGGAGAAAAAAGGAGGAGAGUCAAAUUGGAUCCCAGAGAAAGCUGUUCUGGGUUUCUCUCCACAAGUCACAAUCGUGCGUCCGUCCAGCAAAGAGCUUCCUGAGGAGAGCCAGCUGUUCAUAGAGAAGGAGCCGCAGACGGAGCCCGACUCAGCAGCUCAGGUUUAUCAAGAGUGGACUAAACAGGACGACAAGUACUACCUGUGCGAGCAUCUGUGCAGUGAAAAGCUGAAGCUGGCUCUGGCGACGGCGGCCGCAGGGCUUCUCUUCCCUCUCCUGGUGUGGGGAGGUUACGCCCUCCUUCCCUUUGACGCACCGCUGCUGCAGAGCACCCCCCUCAGGGUGGUGUACUCUCUACGCUGCUCCUUCUUCGCCACCAUCCCCAUCCUGCUCGGUGUGUUAGUGCAGGGCGUGGCCCGGCUGCGCUACAGCGCCCUUAAGCCCCUCUAUCAGAGUAAACUGGUGAACAGAGAGGUGGCGGUGCACUGGCACUACGUCAACGAAUCGCUCGUCCUCUUCCUCUUCUACUUCCUGCAGCUCGCUGUCAUGGCAACCUACAUCAGCCAGGACCUGGUCAAACUAGUGCCGUUGCUCACCAUCAUAUUUGUAUUCGGCAGGCUGAUCUACUGGCUCUGCCUCUCUCUGGGCAGCAGCAUCAGGGGCCUCGGCUUCGGCUUCUCCUUCUUUCCCAUACUGGUCAUGCUGGGCACCAACCUGUACUACGUCUGCUCGUCAGUCGGAGAAGGGGCGGUUUUCGACGUGGAACCUCCCACGACAGCUCCUCCUCCCAGGCUGCGCUGGUGGGGUUAAAGGCAGACGUACAAAAAGGUGAUGAGGAGUUAAGAGACAAACAACUGUACCACCUUUUUAAUACGACACAACUUGGCUUGUUCUUUUGGUGUCCUAUAAAGUUGUAAUCCUUCAUAUUUAAGUCCUGGUUGAUUUGGCAACAGCUGCGGUUACAUAAGUAACAGCAAGUGUGGUUUAUUACAACAACAAACUCUCCUUGAGCAGCUGUUUUUAUUAUUAAAUUAAUGAUGAUCCGAUCAAAAAUACUCCCAAAAGUGACAGCUUUUGAUGAGCAAUGACAAACGUAUUGCAUUUCCUGUGGCUGAGUCACAAUAAAAGCCACCACGUGAUUCUCCAGUUGAAUACUUUUAAUUUGAAGCAGCAGUUGGAAAUGUUCUGUUUGCAUCAGCAGUAACAACAGUGAGGCUGUUAUCAAUGAGAUGAAAUGAAACUGCAUACAUUGUUUCCUGUUAAUUCAUGGUGUUGUAUGAAGGCAAUCGGGAUUUGCAGGACUUCACCACUACUAAUACAAACAUAUGUAGUAUAAAUAAUGAUGUUAUUAAAAUCUCAAGGAAUAUGACUGUGUUUUUAUAUUGUUCACAAAAAAAUAAAGGACAUGAAGCAGAAUGUGGGUUAAUUUGUUGCUUGAAUGUCUGUAUAGAAAAAUGAAGAAAUCCAGGGUUAUGAGACGAAGUUUACAUACAACAAAAAAGCUAUUAUGUGCAUGCAAAUUAAAAAGAGAGACGUGGUCUGAAGAA
This is a messenger RNA of Perca fluviatilis (European perch), 2337 nucleotides long. Its product is annotated as transmembrane protein 79-like. Lineage: Eukaryota; Metazoa; Chordata; Actinopteri; Perciformes; Percidae. Gene Ontology annotation, biological process: regulated exocytosis. The coding region runs from base 293 to 1600 and encodes 435 amino acids. The record is from RefSeq and is a predicted model, not a curated record. The transcript is spliced from 5 exons. Gene Ontology annotation, cellular component: trans-Golgi network membrane; lysosomal membrane.